AUGGAAAGGACAGGAGACCGGUGUCUGACUGACUGCCUAGAGACGUAUUCUUCUGGGGUGUAUGAGGGUCUGUGUAACAUCACACUUGACCGACCUCUGAUCUCUGAGAAGCUGAAGGCUGAACUCAACCCUCUAGUCAUCACCAUCCUGUCAGCCUCCUCCCUGCCAUCAUCCCCUGUCCCCUUCCAUGUCUUAGAGGAGAAGUGUCUGCCAGUGUACUGCCAGUACCAGUUCCAUAACACGUCUAAGCACCGGACCAAAGGCCAGGAACACAGGACUAACGUUUACUUCAAUGAUGUCAAUGUCAUCAUGACAGGCUUGCUAAGUCCCGGGGAGCUGUUGGAGGUCCUGCGAGGUCCUCCGCUGGAGAUUGAGGUCCACGACAGAGACAGGAAGUUGGAGAAGGUGUCGACCAGCCCCGCCCUGUUUGGGACAUAUCCCAAUGAUGACAAGCUAAGCAGUGUCGUCCCUGUCUCUGGGAAACGGACCAAUCACCACCCCUUCAGAGAGAACAGCAAACACUAUGACCCAUGUGGCCUCGCCAAGCUUAACCUCAACGACCUGCUACAAGGACAGAGGAGUCUGAAGGUGAACCUGCCGAUCCGCUGUUCCCCACCGCCCCAGCUGUUGAGUAGUGAGAGGAGUGACUGGGAGAGGAAAAUGGCCUCCAUGCCAGGGACAGGAGGGGUGGAUGGGCCAGAGCAACAGCCUGGACACUACUUUGACGCCAAUUCACAGCUCAAGGUGCAGGUGGAGAUUGCCUGUCCUCUGACGGGAGGAGGUGGGGCCAGUGACGGGGCAUGGGACUGCCCGUUCGGACGCAUCAUAUACCUGUUCAAGUACGCUAAUGUCCUGGUGAUGUCACGGCUUAGGGCGGAGCUACUAAGGAUCAAUGCUGUGGCGUUCCAUCUGGAGGACCAAUCAGAGGAGACUGUGGAGCGGGCAUUGUCGUGUUACAAGAUGGCGGCGCCGGAGAGGGAGAGCCGUGACUUGGACGUGGUGACGGGGUUCCACCUGCUAGAUAAACAAAUCCACCUUUUUGUUCUGGAAGGACUGAAACAUAAAGGUGUCAGGAGACUCUGGGAGACAGUCUCCAUACAGUUAACAGGCGGUGAGGAGGACCAGGUGAUGGUUCUCUAUAACUCUGGUCUGAGUUUCUCUAAGCGUCUAUAUACCCGUCUGGAUGUCAGCUUUACUCCCGUCCACCUACACCAACCCCUGGAGACCAUCAUGAGACAACCUCUGGUCUACGUCAGAGACAUGGUGCCUCAUACCUGCUUCCAGGCCAUGUCACGGUUGAGCCUGCUGGUCCAGCUGAGGAAGAUGAAGGACGUUGUCCAGAACAAUCUGUUCCCGUCGGCUGAGAUGGUCCUCUCCAUGACCAAGGAGUUUGGAGUGGUGCACCCUGGGAGGUGGCAGCAGAGGCUGCUGGGUAGUGGUGCAGCAGAGGCUGAUGUGUUGUCACACCAUGGCUCAGAGAACACACAAUGCCACGUGGAUACACACAAUGCUCCCUAUUUACAGCGGAAACAUUACCUCUCCAACCAGCAGAUGAACAAACUCACCAAAGAUUUUAUACAGACUAAUGGACAGCACAAACAGAUGUAG
Oncorhynchus kisutch (coho salmon) is the source of this 1608-nucleotide messenger RNA. RefSeq lists its product as uncharacterized. NCBI's taxonomy places the organism in Eukaryota, Metazoa, Chordata, Actinopteri, Salmoniformes, Salmonidae. The record is from RefSeq and is a predicted model, not a curated record. The transcript has 9 exons. Bases 1 to 1608 code for a protein of 535 amino acids.